AUGAGAUGUUCAGCACUUUGGACAGCGCUCCUUGCGCUUUUGCUCGGCGCGCAGCUUGCCCGUUCGGUGAGGAAAAGCAGCCCCAAACGCUUCUCCAACGCAACGCUGAUCCGCCUCUCGGAGUACCUUAGCAACGGUUACCGGAAAGGAGUGCGGCCGGUGACAGACUGGCGGCAAGCAACCAUGGUGGCCAUCGACCUGAUGGUGUAUGCCAUCCUCAGCGUGGAUGAAAAGAACCAGGUGCUGACCACGUACAUAUGGUACAGGCAGCAAUGGCAGGAUGAAUUCCUGGUGUGGAGCCCUGAGGACUUCGAUGACAUAAGACAAGUGUCCAUCCCCACCUCUAAUGUCUGGGUGCCAGAUAUACUCAUUAACGAGUUCGUGGACGUGGGAAAGUCUCCGGAGAUCCCUUAUGUCUACGUGGGCUUUGACGGGCUGGUCCGCAACUAUAAGCCCAUCCAGGUGGUGACAGCCUGCAGCCUGAACAUCUACAACUUCCCCUUCGACGUGCAGAACUGCAGCCUCACCUUCCAGAGCUGGCUGCACACCAUUAAUGACAUCAACAUCUCCCUGAUCAGAACCCCGGAGGAAGUGAUGUUCGAUAAGAAUGUCUUUAUGAACCAGGGAGAGUGGGAGCUGCUCUAUAUCCUGUCCAAGUACAACUCUUUCAGCAUAGACAACAACGACCAUUAUGCAGAAAUUAAGUUCCACCUGGUGAUUCGGCGCAGACCUUUAUUCUACACGGUGAGUCUGCUGCUGCCCAGCGUCUUCCUCAUGGUGAUGGACAUCGUGGGCUUCUACCUGCCUCCGGACAGCGGGGAGAGAGUGUCCUUCAAAAUCACGCUGCUGCUGGGGUACUCCGUGUUCCUCAUCAUCGUCUCCGACACGCUACCCGCCACCGCCAUCGGGACCCCCCUCAUCGGCGUCUACUUUGUGGUGUGCAUGGCCUUGCUGGUCAUCAGCCUGACGGAGACGGUGCUGAUCGUGCGACUGGUGCACAAGCAGGACCUGCAGCCGCACGUCCCCGAAUGGCUGAAGCGCCUGGUGUUGGAGAGGGCUACUGCGCUCCUCUGUAUCCGAAACAAGCACAGGGCUACAGCCCGAUGUGCUCACCGCGGCAGUGAGAACGACAAAGGUGCUGAGAAGGGGGCGGGGACAGGCCCGGAAGCAGGCCCAGGGGUGGGUUCGGGGGUCGUCCUCCCGGCGAGGGACGUGGGCCCGGUCUUGGACGGCAUCCUGGCAGAGAUCUCGUCUAUCCGGCAGUUUCUGGAGAGGCGGGAGGCGUACCGGGAGAUCGCCCGUGAGUGGCUGCAGGUGGGCUAUGUGCUGGACGUGCUGCUGUUCCGGAUCUACAUGGUGGCCAUGCUGGCCUACAGCGUCACACUGGGCACGCUCUGGUCUGUGUGGCAGUACGCCUGA
Molecule: messenger RNA, 1419 nt
Organism: Megalops cyprinoides (Indo-Pacific tarpon)
Lineage: Eukaryota; Metazoa; Chordata; Actinopteri; Elopiformes; Megalopidae
Product: 5-hydroxytryptamine receptor 3A-like
Exons: 9
Coding region: 1-1419 (472 amino acids)
Biological process (GO): chemical synaptic transmission; nervous system process; regulation of membrane potential
Cellular component (GO): synapse; neuron projection; postsynaptic membrane
Molecular function (GO): neurotransmitter receptor activity; transmembrane signaling receptor activity; extracellular ligand-gated monoatomic ion channel activity
Source: RefSeq, a predicted model, not a curated record